Sphaerulina musiva SO2202 is the source of this 3748-nucleotide messenger RNA. RefSeq names its product Metallo-dependent hydrolase. Gene Ontology annotation, biological process: inosine biosynthetic process; adenosine catabolic process. The record is from RefSeq and is a predicted model, not a curated record. Gene Ontology annotation, molecular function: adenosine deaminase activity. Lineage: Eukaryota; Fungi; Ascomycota; Dothideomycetes; Mycosphaerellales; Mycosphaerellaceae. Bases 197 to 1990 code for a protein of 597 amino acids. The transcript has 3 exons.
AGUUGAGCAGGUCGUGUUUGAUGAAGGGUAUUUUACAAUAGUUCUGUUCUUUGUUCUUCUGUUAUCCUAUGCCUCAGGCGUAUCACGACUCAGCCCUGCAGUUAUUCAGCGCCGAAGAGGAAGAAAGCAUUAGUUCAGUCCAACCUCGCCGGAACUGGACUAGUUUGUAGGACAUCGCCUGGGGGCAGUGAUUGCAAUGGAAGAAGCAUCUGAUGCAAUCGAUAUAGCCAAAAGUGUACUGGAGCACCACAUCAAGCGGCUACAAGACUCGACAACAUAUCAGAAGCAGCGUCAAGAACUGCUGCACGACGAGCGCAAAGUCGCCUGGGACGAGCCGGCGAGAAGAAGCGCCAGCGAGACAGAAGUGCUCGCGAAUGCCAUCUUGAUUGCCAUCAGAGAGCAUGAACGAUAUGACUCGAAUCUCUUCGGCAACCGACCGGGCGAAGCCAUUCCCGGCAAACACACCCGUGAUAUGGGCGGACGCUUCCUGGUGAACAAAGACCGCAUCGAUCAGAGUCGAACCUUGGAUAUUGCGCGACAUAUGCCCAAAGGCGCUCAUCUUCAUUUGCAUUUCAAUGCGGAGUUGCCGGCCGAAGUCCUGCUACCCCAUGCGCGAAGUGCAGCGGUCGAGAAUACCAUGUUCAUUCGGAGUACGAAGCCUCUCCUUGCGCUCGCAGAUUUCGAUGAUUGUGAGAUUGCCUUUGAUGUUCUUCCCAGAGAUACUGGAGCCGGUGACAUCUUUUCUGCGGGAUAUGAUCCUGAACAUAGGAGAAGAAGAAUCGAUACGACAACAGCUUGGAUGCUCUGGCGAGACUUCCGCCGUGGCUUUCCGCAAGACGUGUACAUUGAAAAUUCUGCCUCCUCCAACGAUGCCGGGCUCGAUCGAGCGGAGCAGUGGGUGCGUGACAAGAUGAUUCUCACGCGAAGUAAGGCGUAUGCCGAUCCACGGACGACCAAUGGAGUCUGGGCGUGCUUCAACCAAGGCACUCGAGCGUUCAAAGGACUGGUCAACUACGAGGCCGUCUAUCGCUGGUACAUCGGCGCCGCAAUCGAUAGCAUGAUCAGGGAUAAGGUAAUGUAUGCGGAACUGCGCCCCAUGCUGCUCGAUCGAGAUAUUCCCGCCAACGACGGUGUCCACCGGCUCGACCAUGUCCAGCAAAUGACCAUCAUAUGUGAAGAGCUCAAAAAGAAAGAAAUUGAAUUGCGAGCCGCUCAUCAGCUGCACCUUUUUCCCUUCGGCAUCAAAAUCAUCUACUGCACGCCUCGAAGCAUUCCGCGCGAGAGGAUGCAGCAGGAACUCGAAAAGUGCCUCAAUCUCAAACUGAAAUUCCCCCAUCUCAUCUGCGGCUUCGAUCUCGUAGGAGCAGAAGAUCGACCCAACCACAUCGCCUUCUACGCUGACCAACUCCUCGCCUUCACCGCAUCGUGCAAAGAACUCCAGAUUACGAUCCCUUUUCUCUUCCACGCGGGAGAAAGCUUACUCGAUACGGGCGGAUCGCAUGACCCGGAGAAUAGUAACCUCUACGAUGCGCUCCUCUUGCAUGCCAAACGUAUCGGUCAUGGCUAUGCCAUUCUCAAACACCCGACUCUGGUCCAGCAGUACAGAGAACGACAGAUUUGUCUGGAAUUGUGUCCGACUUCCAAUGAGUUGCUGGGGCUGUGUGAGAAUAUUCGAGAACAUUGUUUCUCCGAGUUGUUGGCAGCUGGUUUGCACUGUACACUCAAUGCGGACAAUCCAUCCUUGUUCAGAGGUCCAACACUAGAUACCAAAUCCCUCACCUACGAAUUCUACCAAGUUCUCGUGGGUGAUCCCACGAUGAACCUGCACGGCUGGAAACAGCUAGCACUCUGGAGUAUGCAACAUUCCUGUCUGGACGACGAUCAACGCGCGCAAUUGCAGAGAACGUUUGAGCGGGAAUGGGCGGGGUUUUGUCAAUGGGUGGUGGAUACAUAUUCGGAAUUUUGUCAGACGUUGCCGGGGUGGGGAUGAGUUAUGCUCGGAGUGGAAGAGCCUGGGAGCGAUAAAAACAGAAAGAGAAGAAAAAUUUCACCAGACAAUACUGGACCGCAGCUAUUGAGCAGGCACGAUCCGCCAAAUCUGAUCGCAGAAGAUUCGACAGCUGUGCUGAGUGCUUUCUUCGGGUCUUCGGAGCACUGCCAUUCUGGAUCUUCUAUUCGGCUGAGGGACUGGGAAAUCGCAAUACUUUGGCACAUGAAGGACUUGGACGGGAGACUUGUAGUAACCAAGUGAAGCAAUGGGCUCCACAGUCCAAUAAUGAUAUUUGCAGGCCCCGAAGGCUGCAGGGUAUGAGAGGCCUCUCGUGAACCUAGGAAAUGUACACUUUCUUGAGGUCCUUUUCAUCCCACUCGUCUUCCAGAUUGGUUGGAUCUUUGAUACAGCCUGAACGGGUCCCCAGCUUCUCAUUGAGCCUCUUCAGUCUUUCCCUGCCGAACACACGACCGUUGGGCAAGACAACAGGGUCGUCCUCGAUGUGGCUCUUGGUGUGAUGUGCAUAAGGCACGUUUCGAGCAAGCUCGUUCAACUCCGUGCUGCAGAUUGGGCAGACCGGCGCGCCCGUAUUGGCACUGGCCUGCAGUGCGAACUGUGAGUGGCAAGUAGGCGUCUUGAGAGCUGAGAGACCCGCGGAGAGGGCAAUGUGGAUUAGCGGUUGUGUGGGGAGGUUGAAGAGCUCAUGAUGUGUCCGGAUGAAGUGCUCGGCAAGAUAGCCAUAUCUGAGUGUCUGCAGGGUGCGCAAGGAGUCCUGCAGCUCUCAGGCCAAAGCUAGGGUCUUGAUCACUGGCGAGGUACUUGCGAGCAUGCACAAUCGCCUCGACCUGGCUUCCACUGCGUGCCAACUCAAUAAAUUGUUGUAGGCGCAGCUCGAGCUCGAGCUUGCUGUUGAGCUUCUUGAGCGCCUGUUUGUUGUCGCUGCACCACGACAGACAUUCCUGCGUCCUGCCUGUGCGCAGACUACGCUCGAUACGACCACAGUCCUCAAACACGUCCACAUCCACCAGGUCCGUCACCUCUUUUUCCGCCGCCAACUCCCGCGCACUCUGCGUGUAACCCUGCCGGAGCAGAUAAUCGACCAACAGCCGAUCGAGCCGGGCGUGCGCCCAGUUGUCGUACUUGACAUCGGCAAGAUUGGGGAUCUCGUGCAACUCUUGCAGAUGCUGUAUGCGAGCGCGCUGCUGGCGAUGUAAAUGCUGCUCUUCGGCGUGGAGCGCUUCGAGCUUCCGCUUCAGUGUCUGCGCCUUGGCCAGCGUGGCCUCGAGUGCGGCGAGCGUCUGCGCGGGCGGUUGGCCUCCAGCGACGGCGGUGGCAGCGCCUUGGACUUCCUUUUGCACGUUCUUGCUCGCCUGCUCGAUGUGUCGCUGCGCAGCCUUGAGAUUCUUGCGGCAAAGCUCGUGCGUAAGGCGUAGCAGGGGCUGGUCGAGCAGCAUGUGAGUGUCCGGCUCCAGCUUAGUGGUGCUCAUUUCCGCCAUGUCUGCUGUGGACCUGUGGUCACUGUGGUGGAUGCCCUCACGUACAGGCUACAACAAUCAUGUCACAACAUGUACUUGAGUAGGUAAGCAUCUAUGAUGGUAAGGUAAACAUGUGGUGAUAGUUGGUGCCUUAGAACAACCUGACCUUAGGAGGUACCUUAACCCGAGUGGAGCUUCGUUCAAUUGUAUCACGUGUUCUGGCGAGUGCCACGCGAAGACGCUGAGCACGGUUGCACUUCCCUAGUGGGCCAUGGACAAGGAA